Molecule: messenger RNA, 1779 nt
Organism: Rhizophagus irregularis DAOM 181602=DAOM 197198
Lineage: Eukaryota; Fungi; Glomeromycota; Glomeromycetes; Glomerales; Glomeraceae
Source: RefSeq, a predicted model, not a curated record
AUGACAACAAAUACAUCGACAAAGAAACCCGUUAAUGAUUUAAUUAAAUUUUGGGCGGAAAAACAAGAUAAAGAUAAAGAAUUAGAACAAACUCCAAGAUCACCUCGAAGACCUUUAUCACCAACUUCUUCUUUACCUCCUUCUCCGUUAAAUGAAAAUUUUUAUUCAAAAUCAUUAUUUAAAGAUAUACCAUCAAAUACUCCUCCUUUAACUCCAUUAUAUACUCCUAAUAAUAUACACUCUUUAAUAUCUGAAGAAGUUGAUAAUAUUAAUGGUCGUUCUGAAAAAUUGGAUUUAUCAUCACAAAAUGUUUCACAAUCUGAUUCUCCAGAGGAUGGAACUUCAAUUAAUAUUACUAAUAAUAAUAAAUUAGUUAUUAAUACUGAUCUUAAUACUAAAGAUUAUUUUAGUAGGAAACCUCGAGAUUAUGAUCUUAAUAAUAUUAGAGAUAAUAAAAUUUCUCGUCCUUUACCUCCUGUUAGAAAAGUAACUGAUCUUGUAAGCAAAUUUGAAAAGGUUGCUUCUCCUACUAAUUCCGUACAAACUUCUCCAAGAUUAACUCCAAUAAAACGUGGUCAAUCUUUCGCUCAAUCUUCUCCUUCUUCUCCACGUAUUCAACUUACUCCUGAACCUUUAUCAUUAAAUCUUCCGAAUCCUUCUACUUUAAGUACGAAAGCGAAACGUAGACAAACUGUUCCUGAACCUUUAAACUUUUCACCAAAGAAAUUUACUGAUGAUGAUGAUGGGAAUUUAAAUAAAGAUUGUGAAUCAACUCCGGCUUCUCCAAUAUCUCCAAUCGAAAAUUUAUCAAAUAAUAUUCCGAUUGCUCAACCAACUUCUACAUUAAAUACAACUGUUUCAAUACCUGAAAAAACAACGUCGGUUAAACUUAAUGCUCCUGAAAAGCAACAAGAAUCAUUAUCAUUAAAGAAUAAUGAUGAUAAGCAAAUUAAAAAAAAUGUAUCAAUAGUACUUCCAGAUAUAUCAAAUUUGAAACCUUUACAACAACAGCAGCAGCAGCAACGACAACGUCAACAACAGUUUCAACAACAGAUACGUCCUAUUUCAAUGGUUAAAAAGGAUUGUUUGGAUUUUUUGACAGAAACCUUUAAAGAUACUUCAUUUGAUUUAUCAAAUCAAUCAGGUUCAACAAAUGAUUUGAAAUAUUCAAGUGAACGUGGUUUUAUCUUACCUGAAGUUACUCCUAUUCGGAAACCAACUACCGAAAGUACAAAAGUUUCAGCUCCGCCUUUUCUGAAAUCAAUCUCAGAAAAAAUCAUACACACUAGACAUUCGAAUCCUAUUUCACGAAGUAAAACUUUUCCAAGACUUUCACAUAAUACAAAUAAUGAAACUUCAAAAAAUUCAAAUCUUCAUGAAAUUGCCGAUUUAUUACCUCAACCUGAACCAGUUUCUCCUAUUCGUCUAAAUUUCUCGGAUUUUUCUGAUUCACCAAAUGGUUCUUCAACAAAUUUGAAUUCGAUUUCUCCUUUGGAUGAUAAAGUAAAUUUUGAAAAAUCAAAGAAGGAUGGAGAAAAAGAAAAACAAAUUAAUAAUAAUACUCUUAUAUACAAAGUUGUGGUUGAAUCUAAAUCUGAAGCUUCCAAGAAGAAUGAAAAUCCUAAACCUAUAAGGCAUCUUAGCGGAUCGAUCCAAUUAUUUGAAAAUUUGAAACGUUAUUUAAAUAAUAAACAAAAGAAUUCGGAUGAUAUCAAUCCGUCGACAAAAAAGUUAUCCCAAAAUUUCAACAACGAUAACCAGCUUAACCAAUUGUAUUAA